Molecule: messenger RNA, 1017 nt
Organism: Saccharomycopsis crataegensis
Lineage: Eukaryota; Fungi; Ascomycota; Saccharomycetes; Ascoideales; Saccharomycopsidaceae
Gene: HEM2
Product: porphobilinogen synthase HEM2
Exons: 1
Coding region: 1-1017 (338 amino acids)
Biological process (GO): heme biosynthetic process
Cellular component (GO): cytosol
Molecular function (GO): porphobilinogen synthase activity; zinc ion binding
Source: RefSeq, a predicted model, not a curated record
AUGGUUCAUACUGCAGAAUUCACAAAACCUCGCGAGACCCAAGUCUCUAGCAUCCUUCAAGGAGCUUACCACCACCCACUUUCCCGUGAGUGGCAAGCCGAACGCCAGCUCCUGAAGAAUAUGUUCAUUUAUCCCCUUUUUGUCAGUGACACCGAAGACGAAGAAGCCAGUAUCGAUUCGUUACCUAAUCAAAAGCGUUGGGGGUUAAAGAAACUUAUCCCAUUUGUGGCAACUUUGGUGGCCAAAGGAUUGCGUAGUGUGAUCUUAUUUGGGGUGCCGAUGUCCCAACCAAAGGACGAAGUGGGGACUUUGGCCGAUGAUCCUAAUGGACCGGUGAUCCAGGCGAUCAAACUUCUUAAAGAAAACUUCCCGGAGCUUUACAUCGUUUGUGACGUGUGUCUUUGUGAAUACACUUCGCAUGGCCAUUGUGGGGUGUUAUUGGAAGACGGAACCCUCAAUCGUGAACGCUCGGUGCAAAGAAUUGCUAAAGUCGCCGAGAAUUACGCCCGUGCUGGGGCCCAUUGCUUGGCUCCCAGUGAUAUGAUGGACGGUAGAAUCUUGGAGAUCAAACAAGCGUUGAUUGAUGCCCAACUUGCCCAUAAAGUGAUGUUGAUGUCGUACUCUGCGAAAUUUAGCGGCAAUCUCUACGGCCCAUUCAGAGACGCUGCGGGAUCAUGUCCAUCAUUUGGGGAUAGAAGAGCUUAUCAAUUGCCACCGGUCGGAGGAGGGUUGGCUAAACGUGCAUUGAUUAGAGAUUUGAACGAAGGGGCCGAUGCGGUGAUUGUUAAACCAUCGACGUUUUAUUUGGACGUGAUGAAGAGUGCGGCUGAGAUUUGUGAAAACAUCCCGGUGGUGGCGUACCAUGUCAGUGGGGAAUUUGCAAUGUUGCACGCUGCUGCUGAAAAGAAUAUUGUUGAUUUGAAGGACAUUGCGUUUGAAUCGCACAAUGGGUUUUUGAGAGCCGGGGCCAAAUUGAUCAUUUCGUAUUUUACUCCAGAGUUUUUGGAUUGGUUAUAG